AUAUUAAAAGCUUUGAAGAACAUCAAUUUUUUUCUUUCUUCUUCAUGAUGGGGUCUUUUAUGCUUCUGGAAUUGGUGGGAACUUUGAAGGAAUCGCAGAAACUUUUCUUCAGAAAUGUUAAGCUCAUGUCUUGCAUCUUCCUGCUCAUAAUUUCUCUUAGCUCUAUCCUCUUUUUGAGUUGUAUGUUGUCCAUUAAACCACCAAUCACUGAUUUUUCCCUCAAGGCAAGGCUUCUACCAGCUACGUCUCCCGGCACCCCGGAAUUCGCAAACCUUCUGAGUAGUUUGAAAGGCGACCUCCGAUUAUUUGUUGGACUAGAGUGGAUUUUUGUUAUCGCAUUCUGUUUUUCCUCUUUGUUCUUUGCAACAGCUUCAAUCUUAGCAUCGGCAGUAACCUAUUGUGGGAAAGACAUGUCUAUCAAGGAACUUCUAUCAAGGGCCGUGAAAUCAUUGAAAAGACCGUUUCUUACUUGGUUUUACAUAACCCUUCUUCGUCUGGGCUAUUAUCUAUUUCUCAUAGCCUUUCUGGUUUCUUUGGUGCUGAUUUUCGAUCUUACGUUCACUGAGCCUUCUUUAUCAUCUAUAAUCAUAUUGCUCCCAGCUAUAGUUUUCGAAGCUUAUCUAGCUGUUGUUUGGAAUUUA
Messenger RNA from Prunus avium (sweet cherry), 641 nucleotides. The record is from RefSeq and is a predicted model, not a curated record. NCBI's taxonomy places the organism in Eukaryota, Viridiplantae, Streptophyta, Magnoliopsida, Rosales, Rosaceae.